AUGGCUUCUCAAGACAAUAUCGUUAUUGUUGGCGCAGGUAUCAUUGGCCUCGAUGUCGCGCUUGUCCUCGCUGAAAGAGGAUAUGGAAAGCAAAUCACUGUCAUUGCGGAAUAUCUUCCGGGUGACACAGCCAUAGCCUACACAUCACCGUGGGCUGGUUGUAACUUUUCUGCUAUCUCUGGUUCGGAUGCCAAUGCCUUGAAGUGGGAUAGGUUGGGAUAUACGCAUCUGAGCAAGCUUGCCUCGGAGAAGCCUGAAGCAACCCAUGUCAAACGCACACCGUCCACAGAGUUGUGGGAUGACGAUGUGCCGCAUGAAAAGAUAAAGGCCAUGUCCGAGUAUCUGGAAGACUUCCGAGUACUCCCAAACAAUGAACUGCCACAGGGAGUCAAGUUCGCGGCAUCCUUCACAACAUUGACCGUAAAUGCGCCAAAGCAUCUUCUCUACUUGUACAAUCGGUUGAGAGACAACUACAAUGUCCGUUUCGUACGCCAGAAACUUCCGGAUAUCCAGACCGCCUUCUCCAGCUCCUCGACUAAGGUUGUGUUCAACUGCACCGGCAAUGCCGCUCGCACGCUGCUGGGUGUAGAGGAUAAUAAGUGCUAUCCUACGCGCGGGCAGGUUCUGUUGACAGCUGCACCCGAAGUGCGAACAAAUAUGAUGCGGCACGGCAAGGAUUACGAAACGUAUGUUAUUCCCCGACCCAACUCAAAUGGGCAUGUGAUUCUGGGUGGGUAUAUGCAGAAAGGCAAUAGUGAUGGAUCAACCUACGCGUAUGAAACAGAGUCAAUUCUGCAACGGACCAAGGAACUCAGUGAGGAGGUCAGAAGAAGCAACCCGGAGGUGAUUAUUGCUGUCGCUGGGCUGAGACCAUCACGCGAAGGAGGUGCUCGAGUGGAGAGGGAGAUUCUGUCCAUUUCUGGCCAGAAGCGUACAAUUAUUCACAACUACGGUGCUGGUGGGACUGGCUUUCAAGCUGGGUACGGCAUGGCAGUGGAUGCUGUGAAGGCUGCAGAGUCACUCCUUUUGGAGUUGUCUGGAGGUUUUCGCUCCAGAUUGUGA
Clonostachys rhizophaga is the source of this 1062-nucleotide messenger RNA. Lineage: Eukaryota; Fungi; Ascomycota; Sordariomycetes; Hypocreales; Bionectriaceae. The record is from the annotation of a GenBank genome assembly.